AAGAUUGAGAUAGAGAAAAUUUUAGGUUAGGAUUUAAAAAGUGAAAAAUAUUGUAAACGUGAUAAUAUUUCUCAAACAUGUGAUUAUCAAAUAGUGGUUAGUUUUAUCAAUUUUCUUCACUGUAUCUAUCUUCGCCAAUGAGUUACAUGUAAUCAAUUCAGUUCACCAGUUAAAUUCGGAAAUAAAAUGCGGAAUUUAAAGCUCAUCUCCAGCUGUAUCACAGAAAACAACAUCCUUAAAGGAGCGGAGUGUUUUUGUGUUGGUGCUAAAAUUGACGACUUUACGGAGGUUUCCGAGAAGAAAGAAUUUAAUGAUGUACUUUUUGUUUAUUGUAAUCAUUGCUUAUAUCACCUUGAAGACAACGGUAAAACUUGCAAUGAAUUGUAUAACUUUGAAACCUACUAUAGUACUACACAAAAUGUCAAUUACACCUCGGUUAAUAUCGAGUACAACCAUAUCAACGAUUCAAUUAUUGUUGCUUUACAAAACGGCGACAUAUUCUCGUUUGAAUUACAAACUAAAACAGUUGAUUGUAUCGGUAGUGUAGAUGGAGGUUUAAAAUCAAUCGGCUUUUCCCCAGAUUUGGAGGUAUUAGUGAUAGCUACAGGUAACAACACACUGAUCCUCAUGGAUGGGUUAUUCAAUCCGAUAGGUGAGGUUAGUUUAAACAGUGCGGAACCAGUUGAAAAACAGAUGGUGAACGUGGGUUGGGGUAAAAAAGAAACACAGUUCCAUGGGUCUGAAGGUAAGGCAGCUAGAAUUACUAAAACCAUACAUGUAAAUCUGGAUGUCGAGGAUGACCAUAGAGUUAGAAUCACUUGGAGAGAGGACAGCUCACUAUUUGCUGUCAGUUUUUGGUGCCCAGUUGAAAACACACGCAAAAUCAAAAUCUAUAACAACGUUGGUAAACUACAGUGUAACAGUGAGAGUCUCCCAGGGUUGGAACAGUCCAUAUCUUGGAGACCUUCUGGGAAUCUCAUAGCGUUUGGACAAACCCUCCCCAACAAGCAUGUGAUAGCAUUUUUGGAGAAAAAUGGACUACGCCACGGUGAAUUCAUUCUUCCGCCAAACCUUCACAUAAAAGAGAUCAGCUGGAAUAUUAACUCCACCAUAAUGUGUCUUGUUUGUGAGAAACGUGUGCAACUCUGGAUGAUGAACAACUAUCACUGGUAUCUAAAACAGGAGAUACAUUUCACCACAGAUAUCAUCCAUACAAAAUGGCACCCAGAACAUAAGUACGAAUUGAUCCUGUUACUUUCAGAUGGAUCUUUUCACACAUACUCUUGGAUAGUGACAGUAGAUAGGUCGGUUGGUGCUGAAGAGAAAGACAGAGCAUGUGUGGCAGUCAUAGAUGGUAACAAAAUACUGUUAACAUGCUUCAAACAGGGUAUCAUCCCCCCUCCAAUGGCUACCUACACUCUAAACUUCAAUUGCGCUGUGAAUUGUGUUGGAUUUCUCCAAACAACAACAAAAACUCAAGAAACGUCAGAAAAUCAGUGGAAAUCUACCACAAACGAUUUUAUUGUACUCCUGAGUGACAACACGUUCAGUAUGGUUGUGGUGGGGGUUUCGACAUCACCUACAGCUCACCCAAUCUGUGUUUCAACAAAAUUCCCUCAAACUUCCUGUCUACGUCAUUUACUAUGGACAUCCCCAAACACUGUUUUACUCUGUGUAGAUCAACCCCACACACCUCAAGAGCUCUACAAAUUCAAUCUAAAACAGUUUGAUUUGAAUUUGAUGAAACAGAUACCACUAGAAUUCAACGUGCACACAAUUUGUAGCACAUCAUCAAAACCUGACAAUGUUGUUGUACAAGGUGGGGGUGGUUCUGUCUAUAAUUCUAGUCUCACUAAUGAUUUUGAGUAUAAUGUGGUGGUUGAAGGUUUGGAGCAUCUCUGUGAUGAGAUGGGGAUUUGUGAAGGGAAAAAAAGGGAAGAUACUGUGGUAACACUGGACAGUUGGUAUCACCUGUACUGUCAGGGAGAGUUAGUAUCCAGUAAAGCUACCUCCUUCUUUAUACAAACACCUUACCUGAUAUACACAACUGACGAACAUGAGUUGGUAGUUCAUAGAAUUGUGGAGACUUGUAGGAAAAUAUCAACGAGACGGUUGGAGAGAGGAGCUCGUAUUGUAACAGUGUUCAAUGAUACAGUUGUGCUCCAGUUGCCGAGAGGAAAUCUCGAAACGAUACAACCCAGAGCGUUGGUGCUUGAUACAGUAUCAAGUUUGCUGGAGAAACUAGACUACAGGGAGGCAUUUGCUCUAAUGCGUAGACAGAGGAUACAUUUGAAUUUGUUUGUCGACCAUCAUCCACAGGUUUUUCUGAUGACUGCUGCAAAAUUUAUUCAACGCAUAAACGACCCCAAUCAUUUGAACAUAUUUUUGUCAGAGCUCAAUGACAAGGAAGAUGUUACACGCAGUAUCUACAAGGAUUUUUAUGAUCAGGAAAAACGACCCCCUGUUUUGAACAGGAAACUCCAGACUGUGUGUAGUGCUUUAAGGGAGGCCAUGUUGUCUGAGGGCGGGGGAGAACCCACUGAGAAGUAUCUGCUCCCCAUUUUGACUACUCAUGUACGAGUGGAUGAAAUGUCUGAAGCAUUAAAGAUGGCUGCCACAUCGGAACAAGCUCUACGCCAUUUGAUAUUCUUAGCAGAUAUCGACAAACUCUAUGAUAAAGCUAUAUCUCUGUAUGAGGUUGAUCUAGCUCUGAAAAUAGCGGGGGAAUCCAAGAAGGACCCUAAAGAAUACAUUCCCUACCUGAACAGUUUGAAGAAUCUGGACCCGACUUUCAUGCGGUUCGCGAUUGAUUGUCAGUACAAGAACUACGAAUCAGCUUUGAGGAAUAUCAGUAAGAGUGCUGACAGUGCACAUUUUGAAGACGCGCUGGAUCUUAUACAGAGGACUGCUCAGUAUCCUCUGGCGCUUGACUUGUAUCAUGCUGAUUUGCAACGCUACAAAAUAAUUGCUGAGAGGUAUGCUGAGUAUCUGGUCGAGUGCAGAGGUUACGAAGAAGCGGCUCUCAUGUUCUCCAGGUGUGAUGAUCUAGAGAGAGCGCUCACCUGCUAUGCAAAGUGUGGACUGUGGAGGAAUGCGGUUACUAUGGCUAGGAAAUUACAUUAUAGCACAGAUAAACUGAAACAGCUGGGAGAGCAGCUAUUCUCAGGUCUAGUGUCUCAGGAGUUGUGGGAAGAUGCCGCAGAUUUGGCCAGAGAUGUUUUGGAUGAUGACGAGCGAGCUAUAGAGUGUCUGUGUGAGGCCAAACUGUGGAACAAGGCCUACUAUCUGCUUAACAAACAACAGGACAAUCAAUAUCCUGUGAGCAGACUACUGGACGGUUUGACAUCUAGCGCCAAUGCAACACUGGCUAACUUGGAACAUGAAUUGGGUGAAUUGGAAAGGUUUGCUAGCAGAUUGACCCAAGUUAGAGCCAAGAAAGCGGAGAGGGCACUAAUGCAGCUGUCAAAUGAUAUAGAUAUCAACGAUUUACAAUCAGAAAUAAGUAGCAGUACAUCCUCCUCAUGGUCUUCGAGAAGUUCAGGGUAAUUAAUUAAUUAUCUAAUUAAUGUAAUUAUUAAUUAUGUAAUUUACAUUUACAUUGUAAAC
Molecule: messenger RNA, 3606 nt
Organism: Nilaparvata lugens (brown planthopper)
Lineage: Eukaryota; Metazoa; Arthropoda; Insecta; Hemiptera; Delphacidae
Gene: Elp1
Product: elongator complex protein 1
Exons: 4
Coding region: 187-3546 (1119 amino acids)
Biological process (GO): tRNA wobble base 5-methoxycarbonylmethyl-2-thiouridinylation
Cellular component (GO): cytosol; elongator holoenzyme complex
Molecular function (GO): tRNA binding
Source: RefSeq, a predicted model, not a curated record